This is a messenger RNA of Rotaria sp. Silwood1, 588 nucleotides long. The record is from the annotation of a GenBank genome assembly. NCBI's taxonomy places the organism in Eukaryota, Metazoa, Rotifera, Eurotatoria, Philodinida, Philodinidae.
AUGCAAACACGUUCAACAUUAGAUACAAGUUCAAAUAAUUUAUUUACAAAUAUUGAACGGUUAGGUACACGUGAUUUAUUAUCCUAUGGACAACUUUCAUAUGAUACUAUAUUAACAUCAAUCCAAAGUAAUAAUACAUUACCAUUAUCAGUUAAUGUAAAUGAUUUAAUAAUAUCCUCAAUAAGUUAUAAUUUAUGUAAAUCUAGUAUAUUACUUGGACAAAUAGCAAAAGAAUAUAAUGAAUUAUAUCUACGUUUAAUUGAACGUAAUUAUAAAUUAAUAAUUAAAACUCAUGCAUAUGCAUCAUGUUUAUUUUUACUUGAAAUGUUAAUACUUUCACGUAUUUAUACAUUAUUACAACGACCAAAUAAAAAUACAAAUUCAUUAAAUAAUGAACAUGUUAAUAAAGAAAAAACAAUAAUUGAUGGUUCAUCAAUAAUAUCAUCAUCAGAUAAUAUUCUUAUUGAACUUGUUGAAGAAUUAUAUGCACGUAUAAAACAAUCAUCAACAUUAGCAUAUGAAGCUUUACUUUUAUUACGUCCUAUAUCAUUAUUACUUGCACACAUUAGUUUUUUUUUCGUGCUUUAA